GGACGACCUGCAACCGACACCGCACAGGUAGCACUGGCCUUAUCCAACGCAACAACCAGGAGCCGCUUACCUACUUUACCUACUGACCGCAUUGCAUUUGACAGCAGAGCGCCCAUCUGUCGGACACCUGCUGGCGCCGCGCAAACACUGAUGGGGGUGGGCGGCCCGGGGCUGCGAGGAGUCGCGCCUCGCGUGUCAGAACCGUUUCGGACCACCUAGUGUCCGAGGGCAGCACGACGCUCCGUGAUGGCUCCCUUGGGGCCGCGCCACAGCUCUGGCGCAGGUCAGAGGCCUUUCCCGAUCGAUGCAAGCGUCCCGGGCCCGGAGAGCCAAGCUUUCUUCGCAGGGAAGGCGAGGGGCCACGCGAACCGUCGGGCGCUGCCAUCUCCGCUCCGUCAGUGGACCUGUCACCGGCACGGGGGCCAGACGGGACUCCCUGGCACGUCUCCAAGCCUCUCACGACGACUACGGAGCACGGAUGAUGGACGAGCCGCCCGGAGUCGCGCAUGGCCCUUCCCUUGUUGUCGUGGCGGCUCUCCGCGCUAGAGAAGCCACGGCCCCUUGGUCAAUGGGCCUCCUUUUGGUUGACAUUGUCAAAAGGGGCCGCAGUCCCCGACUGGCAUGCCCCCGAGAGAACCUCUUCUGGGCUAUCCACAUCGUCUCGUUUCCCUCGCUUGCUCUGUCCUUCCCGCCGCCUCUCGCUGGUGUUUCUCUUCUCCCACCAACCCUCGUGCAAACAAGGGAGGGCUCCGAAAGCGCUGGUCUGCUUCGCUGGAUUGCACACUUCUACUCUCGCCUUUCCCCCUGGCGGAUCGUUGGGCGUAGUAAUUCUAAUAUCCGUGGCUGGGCCUCGUCUUCUUUCACUUCGACACCGACGCCGCUGGACAGCUCAAUAGCUACGCACAAGAGGGCGACUGCGCGGGGUUCAAUUCAUUCCAAAACACGGCUUCAUCAACGAGAAUUAUGGUUUCAUUUCGGGCAAUGGCCAUCGCGGGCCUCCUGGCAGCAGCGGAUGCGCUCCCUGCCACAUAUCGGCUAUCGCCUCGGCAAGUCAAGCAGAGCGACCUCUUCGCCCGGCAAGACAGCAAGGCGACGCCUGAAAAGCUCUCAGUCCCUGACAGCUUGACCUUUCCUUUGGUUGCGGAACAAGCGGAGAACAAGUUCUAUCAAGAGGGCUUUCAAAAGUUUCCUGAAUCCGACUUCGCAGCGUUGGGACUCAACCAGCAGCAAAUAGCAGACCUCAAGUCGAUUGGGAGGUCGGAGGAACAGCAUGUGGUGCUGUUGCAAUCAGCUCUCGCGCAGGCAGGGAUCCAACCCGUCCAGGAGUGCGAAUACAAUUUCCAGCUCAAGGAUGCCAAAGACAUGGUGCAGAAGGCGGCUCUGUUCGAGAACAUUGGCGUCUCGGCUUACCUGGGCGCCGCGGGCCUCAUUGACCCAUCAGUAUUGGGCACAGCCGCGUCCAUUGUGACGGUUGAAUCCCGCCACCAGACCGCCAUCCGCAUCUUUUCGGGUAUGGCAGCCAUUCCACAGGCCCUCGACGUGCCCAUGAGUCCUCGAUCAGUCUUCACGAUGCUUUCGGCUUUUAUCAAGAAGUGCCCCCAGCCGCUGAACCUUCAGGCGUUCCCCGCCUUGACCAUGGAGGGCACGGAUUCGCCCAAGAUUGGUGCCUCGGUGCGCCCCAAGGCGGCUUCUGGCGCUUCGGGCGCCAAGCAUUGCGCAUUCACGUCUGGGAGCGCGCCGGUUGGCAACACCGUCUUUUCCGACUUCAGGGAGAAUGAGGGCUGCGUUGUGCCGCAAGGCGUGGCAGGCGUGGCAUACAUGACGCUGACCAAGGAGGCGCCCGCCGACGGCAUGCUAACGGAUGAAAACAUUGUGGCGGGUCCAAUGGCCAUGGUCAUCACUUAGAUGUUGCCUUUGGUCAAGGUGCCUCGUUUUCUUCCAAUUUCUGAGGGCGGGUGGGAUUGCGCGAGUCGCAAGCCACUGCUGUUGAUGCACACAUUUUGAGUAUGAGGUGCCUUGUUCUCAUGAAAAUCUUAUAGAUACCUGAGCUAGGUUGUGGAGACAUGUCUCCCGCUAGCUCUUGCAGCUGUUAAUAAUUGCA
Molecule: messenger RNA, 2101 nt
Organism: Purpureocillium takamizusanense
Lineage: Eukaryota; Fungi; Ascomycota; Sordariomycetes; Hypocreales; Ophiocordycipitaceae
Exons: 2
Coding region: 964-1905 (313 amino acids)
Source: RefSeq, a predicted model, not a curated record